This is a messenger RNA of Coturnix japonica (Japanese quail), 1702 nucleotides long. RefSeq lists its product as uncharacterized. NCBI's taxonomy places the organism in Eukaryota, Metazoa, Chordata, Aves, Galliformes, Phasianidae. The record is from RefSeq and is a predicted model, not a curated record.
CCGGCCUCAGAUCUCUCGCAAUAUGGCGGCCGCUGCCGGCCGGAAGUCCCGCCCCUCCGCGCGGGGCCCCGGGAGACUUCCGGUCUGCAGCGGCCGCCAUAUUGCGAGAGAUCUGAGGCCGGCGCCAUACAGGAAGUGCCUACGGGCGUUGUCAUGGCAACGGUGCGGCCUACUCCGCUCCGUGAGGCCUCGGCGGGGUUCGGGCCCGGCCCGUCCCUCGUUGUCCCUCCUCGGGGCAGCGUUUACACCGAGCACAAAUAAACCGCAGCUAAAGAGCCUCGAUCGUUCGGGUUUGAAAAUGCGGGAGCGGCUGCUGCUGCUGCUGUGCGCGUUGGCGAGGCGGAGGGGAAUGGCAGGACGGUGGGACGGGCCGCAGCGCCGGGCCUGGCUCCGGUAUUACUACAGCCAACGGCAGAAACGGCUGAUGACGCUCCUGAUCGCUCGCCGGAGGAGAACCAGCUGCUACUUCUAUCCCCGCGCCUGGCCCAGCCUGAGGGGCGCAGACUGGUGGGAGCGGGUGGUCCUGAAGGAAUUUGGCCCCCAGGACUGGUUGGAGAAGUUCCGCAUGACCCGGGAGACCUUCUUCUACGUCUGCAACCGCCUGCGGCCGGGGCUGGCCCCGCACAGCGCCCACUUCCACCCCACGCUGCCCCUGGAGAAGCGGGUGGCCGUGGCCCUGUGGCAUUUGGCCUCUAACGUGGAGUACCAGACUCUCAGCCCGCUGUUUGGCGUCGGGCCCUCCACGGUGCAGACGUGUGUGCGGGAGGUGAGCUACGCCGUGGUGCUGCUGCUCAAACCCCUCUACCUCCGUCUGCCCGACGAGAAGGAGCUGGAGAACAUGGUGCGCAUCUUCCGCACCCGCUGGGGCUUCCCACACUGCAUCGGCGCCCUGGACAGCCUGCACAUCCCCAUCAACCCCCCCCCGCGCCUCAGCGCUGACUACUGCAACGGGCAGGGCUGGCACUCCAUCCUCACUCAGGCCACCGUGGACGGGCUGGGCCAGUUCUGGGACGUCUCCACGGCUUUUCCGGGCAGCAUGGAGAACAGCGCCGUGCUGGAGAGCUCCAGCCUCUGGGUGCUGGCCAAGGAGGGCCGGCUGUGCCCCAACCCGCCCAAGGACUUCAUGGGCAAGGCGCAGAAGUACGUGCUGCUGGGUGACGCCACGUACCCCCUGCGGGACUGGAUCCUCAAGCCCUACCGGGAGGACGGGAGCCUCACCCGGCGGCAGCUGCGCUUCAACUACCGGCUCAAGCGGGCGCACAGCGUGAUCGAGAACGCGUUCCUGCGCCUCAAGGCGCGCUGGCAGAUCCUGCUCAAGUGCGACGACUGCAGCCUGGAGCUGCUGCCCACCCUGGUCCUGGCCUGUUGCGUCCUGCACAACGUGUGCGAGGCCCACGACAACCCGUUCAACCAGGACUGGCUGGAGGGCGCCGAGCCCACCGAGCUGCCCAGGCCGUGCCAGCCCGCGCCCACAGCCAUGGAGGACGGGAGGGCUGAGCAAGUGCGAGAGCUGAUGUGUCAGUACUUUGAGAGCUGCGGGGACGGCUGAGGGCCAUGGGGGGACACACCGGGCUCCUCCCUGUGCCCCGUGGGUCGGGGCCGAUGCUCGGUCCGUGUUGGUUCUGUUGGAUGCAGCUCCCGGCUGGGCCGUGCUGGAUGUGAUUAAUGUGAUGGUGUGUCAAUAAAGCAGGUUUGACAUGGA